CAUGACACUCGCUGUGGGAGGAUGUCUUUGCGUUCCAAGUGAAACAGAGCGGAAAGCGAACUUGACGUCAAGUUUUGUGUCGUCAGGUGCCAAUACUGUCAUCUUGACGCCCUCAGUUGCGGCUAUAUUGGCCCCAGAAGAGAUGAAAGGGAUACAGGUCCUUAUUCUCGUAGGCGAAACAGCACGCUCCAAAGACGUGAAGCGCUGGGAUGGCCAUGGCACUGUAUUGAUUGCCUACGGAAGCAGCGAAUGUACCUCCGCUGUGACUAUAAAUUAUCCGACGUCCAGCGAGCAUAGGAUGAAUACCAUCGGCAAGGGGUUUGGUUCCGCAACAUGGGUUGUUGAUCCCGAGGACCACAAUCGAUUGCUUCCACCAGGAUGUCCAGGCGAGCUGCUGAUCGAGAGCCCGAUGGUGAGCGCUGGUUAUCUCCACGAUCCAAUCACAACAGCCAAUGCUUUUAUUGACGCGCCUGAGUGGUUGCUCCGAGGAACUUCAACUACGGCCGGGCGGCAAGCUAGACUUUUUAAAACAGGGGACCUUGUUCGACAGGAGGAAGAUGGCAGACUAUACUACAUCGACCGAAAAGGUACACAGGUGAAAAUACGAGGCCAGCGAGUGGAGCUGAGUGAGGUUGAGUACUGGGUGCAAAAUUACGUUCGUGGGGCAAUUGGUACAACUGCCGAGAUUAUCGAGCCUAAAGGCGCAGGGUCGAAACCGCAUUUGGUAGCGUUCAUUCAAAUGGAAGAUCAGUUCUCGCCAGAAAGAGCAGAAGAGCGCAGACCUCGUUUAUUAUCCAUCUCUAAAGAUGUGCAAGACCAACUGGCCGAACACCUACCCAACUACAUGAUGCCGAGCAUCUAUUUUUCCGUCUCCGAGUUUCCCAAAACAUCGAGCGGUAAGAUCAACCGCAGAGAACUGCGUCAGAUCGGUGCCUCGUACACCGUAGAGGAACUAGUCGAGUUACAACGUACUGAGAGAGGUAAAAACCUGCAAAACGACCUGGUGAAGGUCGAAGAUGAGUCUGAUUGGGUAGACGGACAUGUGACGAUACGAGGUCACCGUGUGGAAGUGGUAGAGGUCGAAAAGAUUCUCUCCAGCCAUAAAUCUGUUCGGGAUGCGGUUGUGGUCAAAGACAGAAAUGGAGAUGGAGAAACACAACUUGCUGGCUACAUCACUCUUCACAAGGAAACCGGCAUCGUGGAGGACUCAAACAUCGAUAAAGGGCAGUUGCAAUACGUGAAUACAUGGGAAGACUACUUUGACCUUGAGACAUAUGGGGAUUUGGAUAAUGUUGGACAAAACGAUACUGGAAGAGAUUUCGUGGGAUGGGAAUCUAUGUAUGAUGACAGCGAGAUCGACAAAGGGGAAAUGAACGAAUGGCUCGACGACACACUCGACACACUUCAUAACGGCUUACCCCCUAGGCGUGUUCUGGAGAUUGGCUCAGGAUCAGGCAUGAUUCUCUUCAAUUUAAACGAAGGAUUGAUGAGCUACGUUGGGUGCGACCCUUCACAAUCUGCCGUUGAAUUUGUCUCCAAGAGAGCACGUUCAAUCCCUGCCUUGGCCAACAAAGUGCGCGUGUAUAAAGGUACUGCAAUGGAUAUUGAUCGUUUCGACCAACUCGGAUCCCCAACCUUGGCAGUUAUCAACUCGGUAGCCCAGUACUUCCCCAGCUUGGAGUACACCCUUCAGGUUUUGCAGAAGCUCCUUGCUAUUGGGAGCAUGGAAACCAUUUUCUUCGGUGAUGUGCGGUCUUUUGCGCUCCAUAGGGAAUUUUUGGCGACAAAGGCAAUGAUAUUAGCUGGUAAUCAAGCAGAACUGGAAACUAUUCGAGAGGCAGUAGAUGAGAUGGAGUCAGUGGAACCAGAGUUUCUACUCGAUCCAGGUUUCUUCUCUGCCCUUCCAGGUCGAUUUCCAGAUCUCAUACAGCAUGUUGAAAUCUUACCAAAGAAAAUGAAAGCAACCAACGAACUUAGCUGCUAUCGCUACAGCGCCGUCAUUCAUACCAAGUCCCCGGAUAGGAAAGACCUCGAAAUCUUCACCGUCCAGCCGGAACGAUGGUUGGAUUUUGAGAAAGAAGGUUUGGAUCAAGAUUCUUUGGUUCAGAGACUGGAAGAAUCCAUAGGAAUGGCGCCCGUAGCUGUUGGAAACAUUCCCCACAACAAAACACUCUUCAGUACAAAUCUUGUCGCCGCACUUUACAGUGAGAACGGUCACCAGUCAGACUGGAUUUCCCGUGUUCGCCAGAGAACUGACGCUACUGUCGCGCUGUCAGCAGUAGAUUUGUCAGAAAUCGCUGAAAAAGUAGGCUGUCGCGUCGAACUCAGCUUCAACAGGCAAUUCUCCCAAAAAGGUGGGAUUGAUGCCAUCUUCCACACAAAACAGCCCCCAAACGCCUCUGGUAGAUGUAUGUUCCGUUUUCCCACUGAUCAUGACAAUCGACCGUGGGAUAGUUUCAGCAGUGAACCUUUGAAGAAGGCGACUAUGCGCAAGGUCAGAAAACAAGUUGAGAAUGUGCUACGCAACCAACUCCCCGAGUACAUGAUUCUACAUUCCAUCGAAAUCCUUGAUAAAUUCCCGAUCAAUGAAGACGGAAACGUCGACCGCAAGGUCCUGGCCCAAAGACAUCAAUCGCAAAGGACCCCCCGUAAGUCAGCUUGGAAGCCGUCCACGAAAUUGGAAGAAAACAUGCUUCAGUUGUGGUCUGAAGUUCUCGAGAUGCCAUCUCAGAAGAUACGCCCAGACGACAGCUUCUUCAAGCUUGGCGGAGAUUCCAUUACAGCCAUGAAUUUGGUCGCUGCAGCUCGAAAGAAAGGGAUUAGCAUCGCAGUUGCCGACGUGUUCCAGAAUCCUUUGCUUGCGGACUUGGCUUGUGGACUUGAGGAUUCAGAUGCAGUAAUUGAAGAUAUUCCGCCGUUUUCUCUUAUACCUCAUGGUGCGGACGCUACGCGGGUUCGCGCUGAGAUUGCCGAAACAUGCAACAUAACCACGAGUGCUGUGGAAGAUAUCUACCCAUGCUCGCCACUCCAAGAAGGCCUUAUGGGAUUGACCUAUCAGUGGGAAGGAUCUUACGUGUUACGAGGUAUUCUUGAAAUCAAAGAAGGAAUACAGAAAGAGCGGUUGAUGACUGCUUGGGAAGAAGUAUUCGAAUUGACUGCAGCUCUCAGAACACGAAUUGUGUAUAGCAAAGAGUCGGGAUUGUUGCAAGUCGUCCUGUCGGAAAAGAUACAUUGGCGAGAACAUGAAGACCUGGGUGAAUACUUGAAGGAAGAUAGCUCGAAUCCCAUGGACCUUGGAAGUCCCCUCGUGCGAUACGCGAUAGUCACAAACACGAAAGAGGGCAAGAGCUGGUUUGUAUGGACUAUUCAUCAUGCAAUACACGAUGGAUGGUCAUUGCCUCGCAUCCUGGCUGCUGUGGUAGCUGCAUACACUGGACAGCCACUACAGCAACAACCAAAUCCUAAUCGUUUCGCUCAAUAUCUCAGCAUUCUUGACCAAGACGCAGCUGCAGCAUACUGGCAGAACGCGUUGGAGGACUGUGAAGCUGUCUCAUUCCCUUCACUGCCACCUGGCAGCCAGGAUGACGGCACAGAAUUGGAACUCGAGAAGCGUUAUAUCGCCUUCCCCGGAUCCUCCCCCUACGCAACCACGUCGAAUUUGAUCCGCGCCGCCUGGUCUAUACUCGCGAGUCGCUACACAAAUUCCGACGACGUUGUGUUCGGCGUUCUUGUCACAGGGCGCAAUGCGCCCGUCGCUGAUAUCGACAGCAUGCUCAGUCCGGCAAUUGCCACGGUACCAUGGAGAGUCCUUGUCGAUUCCGAUCGGAAAGUCGUUGAUUUUCUGGAAGACAUGCAGCAGCAAGCCACAGAUAUGAUCCCGUUCGAGCAGACUGGGCUUCAGAAUAUCGCAAAACUCGGUCCCGCGGCGCGUAUUGCAUGCGCGUUUCAGACCCUGCUGGUGGUCCACUCAAAAGAUAUCGAGGCGAUUGACAAUGGGCCGCUGGGAGAAUUCGAGUUCCCAACUUCAUUGAGGAGUAUCAAUAGUUAUAACCUGGCUUUGGACUUCACCAAAGAUGCAGAAGGAAUAGAAAUAGCGGCUGCCUAUGAUUCCAAAGCCAUUGAGGGAUGGUUGGUCCAGAAGAUCGUUGGACAGCUUGUAUCCGUAUUGCAUCAGCUGGUUCAGGCUGGGCCUACAACAACACUCUCGGAUAUCGGAACUCUUACUACGGAGGAGAGUGAUGAAAUCUGGGGAUGGAAUGCACAUGUGCCAGCAACAGCGGUCCAUUGUAUUCAUGAAGUAUUUUCAGAGCGGGUACUGGCAUCUCCCAACUCUGCCGCGAUAUGUGCAUGGGAUGGUGAACUGACAUACGGCGCUUUGGCGAGCCUAUCGACAAAACUGGCUCGCAUAUUGAUCCGUGCUGGUGUAAAGCCAGGAAUGCUUGUGCCAUUGCUAUUCGAGAAGUCCAUGUGGACUCAGGUUGCAAUGAUUGGAUUACUCGAGGCGGGUGGCGCUUUUGUACUGCUCGAUCCAUCGUUGCCGGAGACCCGUCUCCGCAAUAUCGUACAACAAGUCAACCCGCCGCUGAUUUUGAGUUCAGGCUCUAAUCAACAUCUUGCAGGUUCCUUGUGCGGGAAAGUUGUUGCCGUCGAUUCAAAAUUGCAUGAUGCCCCCGACACUGCUACAUCUCUCCCAACUGUGUCACCAUCCAGCCUGGCAUACGUUACAUUUACUUCAGGCAGUACCGGAAACCCCAAGGGUGUCAUGAUCAGCCACCAAAAUUUCGCUUCGGCCGUGCAUCAUCAAGCCGUGGAACUAGGCUUCGACUCGCGCUCGAGGGUGUACGACUUCGCAUCGUAUGCUUUUGACCCGAGCAUCGCAAACAUUUUUGUUACUCUUACGACGGGUGGAUGCCUUUGCGUUCCCAGCGACGAAGAUCGAAAGGACCAGCUAGCCUCCAGCAUCUCGUCGCUGGGAGCGAAUUACAUUGAACUGACGCCAUCCGUAGGCAAGGUGCUCAACCCCUCGCAAGUACCAGGACUAAAAACACUCAACUUUGGCGGAGAACAAUUGCGUAGUCAAGACUGUGCGUCGUGGGUGAAUAAAGUAAAGAUUUUCAACACAUACGGACCGAGCGAGUGUACCCCAACUAGCACAAUCUACGAAGUGACCUCGCCGGUCGAAGACACUCCCCAAAUUGGAAAAGCAGUUGGGCUGGUAUCUUGGAUCGUUGAUCCGGAGAAUCAUAACAACCUCUUACCCCCUGGAUAUAUCGGUGAGCUAUUGCUCGAAGGCCCUCUUGUAGGGAGAGGAUAUUUGCAGGACCCUAGUACCACCUCAAAAGUGUUUGUUGAGGAUCCUGCAUGGCUAAUCGAAGGAACUGAAAGUAAUCCAGGGCGUCGAGGCCGUCUAUAUAAGACAGGAGAUCUAGCCAAAUACAGCGAAGGGGGUAGUUUGAUCUUCGUGGGUCGGAAAGACAGGCAGGUUAAGAUACGCGGCCAGCGCGUCGAAUUCGGCGAUAUCGAACAUCACAUAUCUCAAUGUAUCCAAGACGCUCGAGAUGUAGUGGCCGAAGUCAUUGCGCCUCGCGGUAAGCAAUCAGGGACCGAACUUUGCGCUUUUGUGGUGCAGAAUAGGGACAAGGAAGCGAAUCCAAGCGCGCAAGAGUCUGAAGCUGCAAAAUUAAUGCAGAUUCCCCCUGACACUCUUGAGCGUAUUGCUAAACGACUUCCCACUUACAUGGUACCCACGUUGUUCAUUGAACUCCAGAAGAUUCCCAUGACGGUAUCUGCGAAAGUGGAUCGCCGGCGAUUACAAGAAAUCGUUUCGUCCUUCUAUACCCAGCCCGCGGACAACAAGCAAGCAAGAAAACCAGCAAAGAACCGAGUCUCGCAUACGGAGACCGAGAAGAAGCUACAAUCAUUAUGGGCCCAGGUACUAGACAUCGAGGCGGACACCAUCGGGAUGGACGACAGCUUUUUUAGACUUGGCGGUGACUCCAUCACGGCGAUGCAGGUAUCCUCAAGCGCUCGGUCCCUUCAACUCAUCGUUUCCACUCGCGAUAUCCUCAAGGAGAAAACCAUUGCGAAGAUUGCUAAGCUUACCAAAAUUUCCGGUUCGUCGAGCUCGGUGACUGUUCAUCAGACGAGAACCAACGAGGCUUUUUCGCUGGGACCGAUGCAGCAGUUGUACCUCCAGCUGGAGCAGACUGGGCGAUGCAGCUUCGACCAGUCGUUUCUUUUUGAUCUGGGCGCUAGUGGUGUCGAGUUUCAAUCGCUCAAGCCGGCUCUAGAAGCCCUGGUUCAGCGUCAUCCCAUGCUUAGGGCCCGCUUCCGGAGAGGCGCAAAUGGCAAAUGGCACCAAUACAUAUCGAAUCACGUAGAGUCAUCGAUAUCCAUAACGAUGAUUGAAGAGCACGAUGAGCUCCAGAUGGCUCAGUCGAUACGAAACAGCCGUGGGUGUUUGAACAUUACCGAUGGUCCGCUACUAGGAGCUGUGCUGUUCCGCCAGGGCGGGCGGAGUUCGUUAUUCAUGGCGAUCCAUCACCUAGUCGUCGAUCUGAUUUCGUGGCGGGUGCUCCUAGAAGAACUAGAAGGUCUUCUUCUUGGACGACAACUCCCCGCGCCACCUCCAAUUGACUUUUCGACUUGGAUCCAUCUGCAAAAAGAGCACACGUUGAAAACCCCGCAAUCCAAGAUCCAAGUCCGCGAUGAAGCAAUCCCCGCGCAACUCGAGUACUGGGGGGUCCCGCCUGGCCCGAAAUCAACAGUGAUUGAGAAUCUGGAGAUCGAUCAAGUCACCACGUCUGCGCUUUUCAAACAGUGCAACGAGGCUUUUCAAACUUAUCCACAGGAACUCAUGAUUGCCGCGUUGCUCUACUCUUUCGGCAUCGUGUUUCAUGAGCGAAGCCUUCCAGUUCUUUUCAAUGAAACGCAUGGUCGAGAGACAUGGGACGGUAAUAUGGACCUAUCUCGAACAGUCGGUUGGUUUACAAGCAUGCAUCCGGUGCAACUGAGCAGUGUGGGUCCCAAUUCCAACAUCCUCGAUUUCAUCCGUGAAACCAAGGAUCUCCUCCGAACGGUCGAGCACGAUACCCAAUCCUAUUUCUCAUCGCGUCUUUUAGACGAGAAUUCCGCCGAGCAAUUCGGAUCCUUGUUCCCCGUGGAACUAUCCUUCAACUACGCAGGCCAAUACCAACAGCUGGAGCGGGGCGACUCCCUAUUCAAGAUGACCAAGCUUCCGAAAGAAAGCACUCCGGCGUCUGCAGCCAAUGCUACGGUAAUGUCAAUGUUCGAAGUGCAUAUCGGGGUUCUAGACGGCCGGAUGGACGUGCAUUUUGAAUACUGCGCCGAGACGCAGCAUCACGAGCGCAUCGAAACGUGGGUUCAGGAGUUCAAAUCAACGUUGGAGGGAAUGCCUGCUAUUCUACUCCCUAGAAAACCAGAGUGGACGCUGCAUGACUUCCCACAAAGCUUCGAUUCCUACGCCGCUCUAGAUCGAUUCCAGAACCUGACUUUGCGCGAAUCGAGGAUUCAACCCGACGAUGUAGAGGACGUCUUCCCGUGCUCCGGGAUGCAGCAUGAUUUCCUAAAAGCGCAGAGUCAAGACCGAGGAGCGUAUUGGUUGAGAUACAUCUUCGAGGUUACAUCCAAGCACGACGCACUAGCAGACGUGGGGGCUCGCUUGCAGCGCGGGUGGUCCGAAGUAAUCAAACAACACUCGUCACUACGGACGACAUUUUUGCAGACCAACGCGGGGUUUGUAAACGUAGUGCUCAAGAACCCUCCGCCUUCCAUUUCCAUUACAAGGUCAGGCAAAGAGGUAAUAGGCCCAGAACUAUUCGGAUCUCACAAUCCCUCGGACCAAUUGCCGGGCAGUGUUCAACAUCAUCUUAGCAUCUGUUCGUUGGAGGAUGGACGGCUAUGCGUAUGCUUCGACAUGAACCAUGCCAUCAUAGACGGCCACUCUAUGAACGUCGUGAUCCAACAUUUACAAGCAUUCUUCAGCGACGACGCAUUCCCCAAUUCCCUCCCAUUCAAAACCGUCGUGUCGUAUCUGGCAUCACAAUCCCACCAAGAAUCGCAACAGUACUGGCUCACAUCCAUGGAAGGCAUCAAACCAUGUCAUUUCCCUCCAUUGACCCAUUCCAGCGAUGAAGCCGGGGGCCGCGAAAUCAACAUACCAGUAAAAACUCUAGAUGCAAGCACUAUAAACGAUUUCUCCCGACAGCAGGAUAUAAGCGUCCCAGUCAUCAUCCAGACGGCGUGGCAUAUAGUCUUGAGCCUUUACACGGGUUCCCUAGCGACAUGUUUCGGCACGUAUGCUUCAGGAAGGGACCUGCCCAUCGAUGGCGUGGACAAUGUGGUCGGGCCUUUACUCGCCUUGUACGCGUCUCGAUUACACAUGAACAACGACCAGACGGUCAUGCAAGCACUGGCGUCGACACAAGAUGGAUAUCUCAGCAGCAUGCCUUACCAAUUCUUCCCCGUAAAAGAGUUAGAAAAAGCUCUGGGGUUGGAAAACCCAGGGCUAUUCAAUACCGUACUCACGAUUGCGCGAAAGCUUGGUGCGAGUGGAGCAGUUGACGACGAUAUCGCGUUUGAGUAUCGAGGCGGGGUCCUCCCUACAGAAUUCGAUAUCUUGGUUCUAGCUGUGCAGGGACACGCUACGUUGGAGGUGGACUUGACGUUUCGAACUCGACGCUUAGAUGGUGAUCAGAUGAGGAUGGUUGCCUGGACGCUAGGACAGGUGAUUAACUUUAUAGUUGCGCAACCUGACGCCACGUUGGCCUCUCUGAGAGAUUCAUUGCGCAAUGAGGUCAAUUGA
This is a messenger RNA of Periconia digitata, 8824 nucleotides long. The record is from the annotation of a GenBank genome assembly. Lineage: Eukaryota; Fungi; Ascomycota; Dothideomycetes; Pleosporales; Periconiaceae.